Messenger RNA from Eruca vesicaria subsp. sativa (arugula), 1105 nucleotides. NCBI's taxonomy places the organism in Eukaryota, Viridiplantae, Streptophyta, Magnoliopsida, Brassicales, Brassicaceae. The record is from the annotation of a GenBank genome assembly.
AGAGUGAAAUAUGGCUAAUGGCAAUAAUAUUUUAAUUUUAUGCUUCUUAAUAGGUUUAGGGUCAUGCUCUGCAAGAAGAUCAGUUCUCACCUACUCUGAAUCCAAGGCUGAAGUCGCUGCCUAUGGCGAGAAAAGUAGUUUGAGUGUUGGUGUUGGUGUUGGUGCUGAUGUUGAUGUUGGUAUUGGUCUUGGUGGUGGUGGUGGCGGAGGAGAAGGAGGUGGUGCUGGUUACGGUGGAGCUGGUGGGCAUGGUGGAGGAGGAGGUGGUGGACAUGGUGGUGGUGCUGGUGGAGGUGGAGGUGGUAGUCCUGGAGGAGGAUCUGGUUACGGAGGUGGAAGCGGUGAAGGAGGUGGAGCUGGAUACGGGGGAGGAGAAGCUGGUGGACACGGUGGAGGUGGAGGAAGUGGAGGAGGCGGUGGUGGAGGAGCUGGUGGUGCACAUGGAGGUGGAUACGGUGGAGGAGAAGGCGGUGGUGCUGGAGGAGGAUAUGGAGGUGGAGGUGCAGGUGGAAAUGGAGGUGGUGGUGGUGGUGGAAAAGGAGGCGGUGGAGGAGGAGGUUCUGGCGCCGGUGGAGCUCAUGGUGGUGGUUACGGUGCCGGAGGUGGAGCUGGAGAGGGAUACGGUGGUGGCAGUGGAGCUGGGGGACAUGGUGGUGGAGGAGGAGGUGGUGGUGGUUCAGGAGGUGGGGGAGGUUAUGCUGCAGCUGGAUCUGGACAUGGUGGCGGUGCUGGAAGCGGAGAAGGCGGUGGUGGCUAUUGACCACUGAGUGAAGUGUCAAAUAAAAGAUAUGGUUAUAACUCGUAUAAGAGAUUAUAUAUAUGGUAACAAAUACACUAAUCAGCUGUAAAAUAAGCCGUAAAAGGGCUAUUGUUGUAGUUUUUUAUUGUACCAAUGUUGUAUACUGCUUCGUGUGUAUCAAGUUUGAAGAUGUAUAUUCUGUGUUAGUUCGUGAAGUAUUACAAGAGGUAAUACAUGCGUGUAUUAUGAAGUUGGACUAAGUUAGAGUUUGUGUUUUGUGAUGUCUGGGGGCUUGUUAAGCUUGGAAAAGAGAUAAUAUAUUUACUGGAAUAUUUUGUAAAUGAUAUUACUUGAAGAGGAAAAGAC